Aedes albopictus (Asian tiger mosquito) is the source of this 5415-nucleotide messenger RNA. RefSeq lists its product as uncharacterized. Gene Ontology annotation, biological process: DNA integration. The transcript has a single exon. Bases 1 to 5415 code for a protein of 1804 amino acids. Gene Ontology annotation, molecular function: nucleic acid binding. The record is from RefSeq and is a predicted model, not a curated record. NCBI's taxonomy places the organism in Eukaryota, Metazoa, Arthropoda, Insecta, Diptera, Culicidae.
AUGACCAGUGAAUUAAAGGAAUUGAAGUCGCAGCAACGGCAGGUGCGGAGUACGUUUGAAGGUGUGAAGCAGUUCAUCCUGAAGUACAAGCGGGAGAAGCAUGAGACCCAAAUCGCAACCAGGAUGGAAAUAUUGGAGGAAGCGAUGAAGAAGCUGUAUGUGCUGCGACGAAAAAUCGAGGUGCUCACAGAAGAAGCUGAUGAGCAGGAGUUUUUGGGCUCAAAGGAGGAACCUGCAGAACUGAAGGCUCGCUUGUCUGCUCUCGUCGAAAAGCGUCAGCUCGAGAACAGCGCUGUCAUCCAGCAAGCUGAAGACACGUACUGUGAGCUGAAAUCGGCACUUCAGAACUUGCGCCCUAAUGAAUCAGCUACACCGUCAGUUCAACCCAGACCGACUGCCUUGUCUACGGUCAAACUACCAGAGAUUCGGCUCCCCAGUUUCGGCGGCAAAAUCCGAGAUUGGGUAACGUUUCGAGACAUGUUUAGAAGUCUGAUCCACCGUAAUCAACAGCUGACGGACAUCGAUAAGUUUACUUAUCUCAGAUCGUCACUUGAAGGCGAAGCACUCCGGGAGAUCGCAAUGAUUGAAAUUACCGCUGCAAACUACAUCAUUGCCUGGGAAAUGCUGCAGAAACGGUAUGAGAACAAGAAACUAAUUGUCAAGGCUCAUAUCGACGCUCUGUUCGCAGUAGAACCGCUGAAACGAGAAAAUUACGAGGCAUUGUGUCAUCUCAUCAGCGAGUACGACCGCAAUCUUCAAAUGCUGGACAAAAUCGGCGAAGACACCCCGAAGUGGAGUACAAUCCUUUUACACAUGGUGUGCUCCAGACUAGAUGCCGCCACCCUACGAAAUUGGGAAACUCACUAUGGUUCCACGGAGGUCCCAACGUAUGACCAGUUAAUGGAGUUCCUACGCAAGCAUUGUGCUGUACUACAGUCGAUAGUCCCAGCAAAGCCCGCUCAAGUCGAAGUGAAGAAGCCAAAAUUCACCGUGAGUCACGCUCAAACUUCCGCUCCAAAUUCCACCCGUUGUCCAUUCUGCUCGGAAGAAAUGCAUUCAGCCUUCAAAUGCCAAAAAUUCAUCAAGAUGAAAAUUCCAGAACGGUACGAGAAGGUGAAACGGUUUGGGCUCUGCUUGAAUUGUCUUUCGUCGUCACACAUGGUUCGAGUAUGUACGGCUGGCGUAUGUCGAUACUGCCAGAGGAAGCACCAUUCGCUUCUCCACUCCGGAGGCUUCAACAGUGGAAAGUCAGCUGCACCAACACCACAGAGCGACUCCUCCGGCCCACAAAUUCAGAAUCGAUCACAGACGACAAACCCACAGCAACCACAGCCACAAGCCCAGAACCAACCAAUCCAGACUCAGACAGCUGGUCCCAGUACCAGCUCCUUUCCCAUUGCAAACACAAAUUCGCUCUCGCAAACACCACCACAACCCACCACAGAUCCUACACUUCCAUGCAAUUCUCUCCCCGCCACGAUACACACCCCACCUCGUCAAGUUUUGCUCUCAACGGCACUCGUUCGUGUGUCGGACAAGUUCGGAAAUACCCAGCUAGCAAGGGUCCUUCUGGAUUCCUGUUCCGAAUAUUGCUUUGUCACAACAAGCCUUUCGCAAAGGUUGAGGUUGGCGGAAACAUCCAGCUACCUGUCCGUAGCCGGAAUCGGAGGAUCCGUGGUCAAAUCAACAAAGAAGGUGGAAGCUAAAAUUACUGCAAGAUCCUCUCGUAUCUCCGAGUACUCCGAAAACAUCCAGCUUCACGUGCUUCCUAGACUCACCUCAGAAUUGCCGAUAAAUCCAGUCAACGUGCAAGAGUUGGCCAUUCCCAGCGGAUUCAUCUUGGCGGACCCGAACUUCCACAAGCCAGGUCCGAUCGACAUCAUUAUAGGCGCAGAGUACUACUACGACUUGCUCCGGGAGGACAAGGUGAAACUUUCCGACGAUGGACCAACGCUGCAAAGUACCGUCUUCGGAUGGGUGGUCUCAGGACGUAUUUUUGGGAACGCUGUCGAGGUUCCUACAACAGUUUCUCACUCCUGUUCCACUCUCGAUCUACGAGAACUCAUAGCCAAGUUUUGGGAACUGGAGUCCUGCAAUAGUUCGAGCACUUUGUCGGUCGAAGAAACUAUAUGUGAAGACAUCUAUGAGAAAACGACUGUACGAGAUAACGAAGGAAGAUUUGUCGUAACGCUUCCCAAGAAAGAGCACGUCAUCAGCCAACUGGGAGACUCCAAAGCCAUCGCUCUAAAACGCCUCCACGGAAUGGAGAGAAGAUUCGCAACGAACGAAAAGUUGAAGGUACUCUACAUCGACUUUGUCCAGGAAUACCUUUCCAUGAACCACAUGCGUGAAGUCGAUGCUGGAGAAGACAAAAGGCCAUCAUAUUAUCUACCUCAUCACGCAGUGCUCAAACCUGACAGCACCACCACCAAGUUAAGAGUAGUGUUUGAUGGUUCCUGCCGCUCCUCGUCUGGAGUGUCCUUGAACGACGGCCUAAUGGUAGAACCUGUGGUGCAGGACGACCUGUUCUCCAUCAUCCUGCGUUUCCGCUCUUGGGAAUUCGUGCUGGUAGCGGAUAUUGCCAAGAUGUACCGCAUGGUGAAGGUGGCGGAAAACGAUCAGCCAUUUCAGCGGAUUUUGUGGAGGGAUUCACCUGAUCAGCCUGUCAGGACCUACGAGUUAACCACCGUCACCUACGGAACCGCAUCAGCGCCAUAUCUGGCGACCAAAUGCCUUCAACGGCUAGGCACAGAAGGUGAGACCUCCCACCCGACAGCCGCAAAGGUCGUUCGAAAGGACUUUUACGUUGACGAUUUGUUAACCGGUACCGACAGCAUCGAAGAAGGGAAAGCACUCGCCACGGAGCUCAUUUCCCUGACAAACUCAGCUGGCUUCACGUUGCGCAAGUGGAGCUCGAACAGUUCCGAGCUGAUGUCUACGAUUCCAGCAGAACUUCGAGAUGAACGCACCACCCUGGAACUAGAUUCGUCGACGUCGGUUGUAAAAACGCUUGGGCUUACUUGGGAACCGGCCAAGGACAUCUUCAAGUUUGCCGUACCACGCUGGAGCUCUGAGCCAACCAUCACCAAGCGGGUCGUUCUCUCCGACACUGCUCGCAUUUUCGAUCCACUGGGCCUCCUCGGUCCGGUAACUGUCCAAGCGAAAAUAUUUCUCCAGCAGCUUUGGAAGCAGAAGUCGGAUUGGGACGAUGCCUUGCCAGAAACCUUUCAGGCUUUCUGGAUCGAAUUUCGUCGGAACGCCGGCGCCCUCGAGUCUCUCUCGGUUCCACGAUGGACCGGCUUCAGUAGCAGUUUAGCGUCGGUGGAACUGCAUGGGUUUUGCGAUGCGUCGGAGGCAGCAUAUGGUGCCUGCCUGUAUCUGCGGUGCGAAUCACCGGACGGAUCAGUUACCGUCCGCCUCAUCACUUCGAAAUCGCGCGUAGCGCCUCUGGAAGACCUCUCGCGCAAGAAGAAGAAGCAGUCGAUCCCACGGCUUGAAUUAUCAUCCGCUUUACUUCUGAGCCAUCUCUACGAGAAGUUCCGGAGCAGCGUUCACGUUUCUGCCAAUGUCUACUUCUGGACGGACUCCAUGAUAGUCAAAUGCUGGCUCUCGUCACUUCCUUCGCGUUGGCAAUCGUUUGUGGCUAACAGGGUGUCAGAAAUCCAGCACAUUACCAAGUCAGGAGUUUGGAAUCAUGUCGCUGGGGCCGACAAUCCGGCGGAUAUAGUAUCCCGCGGGAUGACACCUGCCCAGUUGGCUUACCAGUCCAUCUGGUUCGAAGGUCCGUUGUGGCUACGCCAAGAUCGAACCAAUUGGCCAAAGUCAGCAGUCGUUCAAUCAGAGUUGGAGAAUGCUUUGCUGGAGGAAAGGCCAGCAGCAUCGCUUCCCGUUCAAGUCAAGCCACCCAGCUCCAUUUUUUCGCUCCGAUCAUCGUUCCCGGCACUAGUCCGACUCGUUGCAUGGAUUCGUCGGUUCGCACACAAUGCAGUUCCUAGACACCGAGCUUGCAAGCACAGCGGAAUCCUGUCGACAUUCGAACUCAACAAAGCAGAGCUACAGCUAGUACGAUUAUCCCAGUCGGAAAGCUUUCCGGCGGAAAUCGCUGCGUUAUCCAAGAACCAGCCCAUCAGUCCAUCGUCGAAGCUCCUUGCAGCAAAUCCCUUUUUGGUCGAAGGCGUACUUCGGGUCGGCGGCCGGCUGCAGCGUGCUCCUAUUGCAGAAACCCGCAAGCAUCCACUGAUUCUACAUCACCAACAUCCACUAACGAAGCUGAUAAUGGAUCACUAUCACCGAAGACUGUUCCACGCUGGACAGCAACUCGUAAUCAGUUCCGUCCGAGAGAAGUUCUGGCCAACGCGAGCCCGAGACGUCGCCCGUUGGACCAUUCAUCGCUGUGUUCCCUGCUUCCGGAGCAAACCAAAGGUCCACGAGCAGCUGAUGGCCGACCUACCUCCCGUUCGGGUGACACCCGCAGCUGUUUUUUUGAAGGUCGGAAUCGACCUAUGCGGACCGUUUCACAUUCGCUAUCCAGGUCGUCGCAGCGCACCGAUCAAAGCCUUUGUGUGCAUUUUCGUCUGUCUGGCGACCAAGGCCGUACACAUGGAAAUUGUUGCCGAUCUCUCAACACAAGCGUUCCUUGCGGCGUUCAAGCGAUUUGUCGCAAUUCGUGGAAAGCCCCAGUUGAUCAUGUGCGACAACGCAACCAAUUUCGUAGGAGCGAAUAGGGAACUGGAAUUGCUACGUCGACAGCUAAACGAUCAGCAAGAGGUUCUGGUCAACACAGCAUUAGACGAAGGAAUUGACUUCCAGUUCAUCCCACCUCGCUCUCCCAACUUCGGCGGACUUUGGGAGGCGGCUGUAAAAUCCUUUAAAGGACACUUUCGGAAGACCAUCGGCGACAGAACUUUGACGUACGACGAGCUGCACACCGUAGUUCACCAGAUUGCGGCGAUCCUCAACUCCAGGCCACUGACACCCCUCAGCAAUGACCCCGCCGACUUUGCGGCGCUCACCCCAGGACACUUCCUUGUGGGGAGGCCUCUUACGGCCGUUCCAGAGCCGGACCUGCAAGAGGUGCCGGAAAACCGCCUGUCCCAGUGGCAACGCACUCAGCAUUUCGUACAGCAACUGUGGAGAAAGUGGAAGUCGCAGUACCUUUCAGAUCUCCAUAACCGGACGAAGUGGACUCGGAAACGCGACAAUCUGCAUAUUGGAACCAUGGUCCUCGUGAAAGAGGAUAACCUACCACCCCAGAAGUGGCGAUUGGGUAGAGUCACGGAAGUUUUUAAGGGCGACGACGGAAACGUCCGCGUCGUAACCGUCCGCACGCAGGACGGCGUCUUCCGGAGGGGAAUUUCCAAGAUUUGCAUCCUUCCAAUCCGGGACAACGAUCAGGAGUCCCCAUCAAAAGACUGA